AUGACUUUAGAGGAUCCAUUUUACGUUGUCAAAGAUGAGGUGUUCAAAGCGUUGAACAAAACUCGUGGCCUAUACCUCCGCUGGCAGGAGAUAUCCAAGAGUCCAACAAUCCCUAACAGUCCUGAAGUAGAAUGGACUUCCACCGAGCUGAGGAAUGCGCUCCGUAGCAUUGAGUGGGAUUUAGAAGACCUAGAAGACACUAUCAGUAUAGUAGAGAAAAAUUCAUCGAAAUUCAAAAUUGACAAUAAAGAAAUAAGUGACCGAAGAAGUUUUAUAGAAGCCACAAAGCAAGAAGUCAAGCUUAUGAAAGGCAAGAUGAGUUUGAACAGGAAUCGCGACAACGAUGGGACAGCCCGGGAACCCCUCCUUGGUGAAGAGAGCCCAAUGCACUUUGGGAAUUACUGGACAUCAACGCCUAAAUAUUCCAAAUAUUCUAAACUCGCCAAUCAGACAGACAGCCCCAAUAGAUUCGAUUAUGAUAGCGACAUCAUGUCGAUGCAAGAGAAAAUGAUGAACUCCCAGAAUGAUCAGCUUCAAGUGAUAAGCAACUCUGUGGGUUCCCUGAAGACAGUUUCCAAGCAGAUUGGCAUUGAGUUGGAUGAGCAAUCUGUGAUGUUGGAUGACCUAAACACUGAACUUGAAAAUGCAGACUCUAAACUGGAUUCGACGAUCAAAAAAGUUGCCAAGGUCUUACAUAUGAAUAAUGAUCGACGUCAGUGGGUGGCAAUUGGCGUUCUAGUGGGCCUUCUAGUUGUUAUUUUAAUAUUAUUCGUUAUAAUUUGAACAUUUACUAGUAUAAGUAAGCCUGGAACGUAGCAAGUGUUUAUUCUUGUAAAAAUAAUUUUUAAUAGCUUCAUAUGUCAUCUGACAAUUAUAUAUUUUUUAUCGACACUCUUAUACAUUAAUUCUAAACCGAUUCUAUAAGAAUAGAAGAAAUAAUCUGAAUUUACACUUGAAGUAGAUUGUUGUCGCAUUACUUCAGUUUGGACAUGGGUGGAUCAACUCUGCGAAAGUUAUAAUAUCAAUGUUAGAUAUUCUUUUAGCUUCGUGAUUUGAUGAUGAGAUUUUAUAGAGUUCAUCAAUUGUCGUGCCCCACCAAUAUAUUUAGCGACAAUUUGAGAACAAUUAAUAAAAUUGGUAAUAACAUUUCAUCAGAAGUGUGAUGCGUCGAUCAAGAACAGGUGCUUUCCUAAUUUUGAAUACCUGUUCAAAACUAAAUAUAAUGUCAUAAUUGUUAUGUACUACUUACCCAUAGUAUGCAAGUACCUUCCAUACUUGCAAUUACCUCCUUAAUUUGAAACUUUUAGUAGCUAUUUCUAUGCAAGAUGUCAAUUUGACAUAAAAUAGACAAUAGUUUCCAAGUUGCUAAAUAAUAAUAAAACAAUACAAUAGAAUUAAAAAAUUGAGGAGGCAAAUUUAGAAUGGAAAUGUAUUGGCAAACGUAAAUAUAUAUUUUAUCUACGCAUUUAAAACUAUUUUCGGAUUGUUUACUAGAUAUCUUACGCUUGUCUACAAAAUAAUAAUUAUUAACCGACUCAACGCUGAGUUUCUUUGCAUUAUUGAACAAAGUGAUAGGAAAUCGACUAUACACUACGCUGUCAACUCGCAAAAAUUCGUACAAAAAAGGGUACGUAGAAAGUCAAAACUGAAAAGUCGGCCCAGCAUGAACGUUGAUUUAAAAGAUUUCCUUGAAAGAAGGGCUGCUUUGUAAAUUCCUAAUUUAAAAUAGCCUAAUUGCAAAUCUAAGAAAAUGCGUGCGCCUACUUAACUAUACCAUUAUAAAUUUGCGGCCUAGAAUUAAAUAAUUAUCCACAUUAAUAUACCAUUACAAAUAGUAUAGCUAGAUAUAAUUAUGCUUUAUAUAAUGCGGUCAUAGAAUGUAACUAUUGACCAAUAGAUAAUGUUAGUAAAUUAUUUCUCGUAUAUUUAAAUGUUGGAUGUUUUUUCACACAAACGUUGGACGUUGUCAUGUAUUAGCAAUGCUAGAACAGAAUAUUAAUUAGUCAUAGUACCAGACAUGAUCAAUCCUAUUUAAAUUUUCUCAUACGUAUGCAAUAAUCCAGUAAAAAGAAUAAGGUAUAUAAAUUUAGAUACCGCAUAGUAUGUUUUCACUGUCCUACGCCGCUAAACACGCCGUAUAAUGAUUAUGAUUUAACAACUUUCCCCAAUAAAAUAAACACCCAUUUUGUGUGGAAUACUAAAAGCCCCGUAAGAAUACCUUCUGAAACCAUGGCGUAUACUAUCGAUGGACCCGAUACUAAUGUAAAGGAAUGUGGAAAAGCAUCAAAUAAAGAUUCAUGAUUUCCGCAUUCGACAGAGUUAACUGGUAAUAUCAAUAAAACUAAGAACCUACCUAUAUAUUAACUUCCAAUAUAAUUUUUUUUUAUCAAAUUAAGGACGUUCUGGUAAAGGGUCAGGUCAAAAGUACCAGAAACCCCCGAGCUUGCAUGAAGAGAGUUAUGAAUGUGGAUGAAGCGAAGGAAGUAUGCAGAGAUCGUGGCAAGUGGAAAGAGGUAGUCUCUGCCUACCCCUCCGGGAAAGAGGCGUGAUUUUAUGUAUGAAAAAAAAUUAUACAUAUAUACAGUAUGUAUAAUUUUUUUUCUGGACUUUUAUUUUAUCAACUUAUUUAGUUGACUUUUCAGACAAAUUGGAAAAAUAAAUGUAGGAAUGCGGGCUUCAGGCCUCUUAGCACUAUACUGAUGGGUGCAAAUGGGUAUAUGCAAAGAUGAAAGAGGUAUGUCUCAAGUCCCAGCCAUGGUUAUCGUUAUAGAGAUAUCAAGAUAAUCAUCUUAUCCUAUGACUAUGACUGACUAAUUUACUUGCACCAUACACGCUUCACUACGGGCUUUGAAGCAAAUACCUUAAUACACAAUUACACAUAAUGUGUGGCUUUUAUUUAAAAUUUAAACCUAAGAAUCAUCCUUGUGAUUUGACAUUUAGCCAAUUUUGUAUAUAGUUGCACAAGCUUAAGUUAAAUGAAUUGUAAAAUGUGUAGACUUCUUUUUAUUUUUAGACCAUGUUUAUGUUUUAUUUAGCAGGGCUUUGUAGGAAAUAAUUUUUAUCUUUUUUUAAAUUAUUAUGUUUGUUUGAGUAAAGUUAUGAGUAGCGUUGAGUUAUAGCUAAUAAAAUAUUUUUAUCAAUUCAUACUAUUUAAACGUAAGCCCUAUUCAACUUGAUCUCGUUCAAAUUAAUAUAAUAUGUUAUAUUUAAUUCAUUAGCGAAUGUGACGAAAAUUGUAUUAUGAAUUGAGUUGUUAUAUUAUUUACGUAGGCUUAGCAAUGUAUUUUUGUAUUGAUCAUGUAAUGUACCGGCUGUGAAAGUGUUUGUAUCAAAACGAGCAUCACAUACUUUUUUAUAUGACGGGGUUAUGUAAUAUCUUUCCAUCAUCAUGCGCCGCUUUGAAAUUGGCUGACUUAAGUGGAUCAGUAAAAUCUGAAUAAUGAGGCAAAUAAGAUUUCGGUAAAUGAAAACUAAUUAUUAACCAGAGACAAUCAACGACCUUAACAAACAUGUCAAGUACCAUCUUAGACCUUAUAAGACUACGUUGUUAUUUUAAUAUUAUUCGUUCAGACAUGAAAUUAUAUUCAGCGCAUAGAAAAUGCCUGCCUAUCUCCAGAAACUUAAUAACAAUGCCAGCGACGUGCGCUUUUUAUACCGUAAAUUUCAAUGUUCCUAAAUCUAGGGCGUAUUAAAACCUAUGUUAAUUCAAAAUUAAAGAAAAUUGUAUGCAAUUGAGGGAUAAAUAGAUUAAAAAUUAGUUUUCCAUGUAAUUGAACCUGUCUUAUUGUUUUUUUAUUUGUGCUAAAGAUUCAUACAAGUUAGCCCAUUGUAAAGCGUUGUAAUCAGGCGGUGAUGAAAAUUCGUAUCAUUAGGCCUAAAUAAAUUAGGCUAGAUUAAUGGGGAAUUUUGUAUAUUUUAUUAGUCCCAUUUGUUUUAAGAUUAAUAUAUUUUAUAUAAUGUAAACUAAUGUGUUAUUCCGAUUAUGUUAUAAAGUAUUUAUUUUGUGAGCUUGAGCCCUGUUUCCAAAUGACAAACAGUUUUAUAGAGGCAAUGUGUUUUAAGUUUUUUCGAGAUUGCUCUGUCGUGAUUAUAUGUAUGUAAUAUUAUAUUAUGUUGUUGGUUAAUUGUAACCUACAUUAGUUUCUUAGCUUUUACAUCUCUCAAUACAGAAUAACAAGUGUUGUUUGAAAUAAAACUGCUUUCGUUUGGGAAUAAGGCCCAAGUAAUAUUUCAUACGAAAAUAACCUGUCAAAAUCAUAUUUCGUAAUAUAUUUUUUUGACAACGGGUUCAGCUGUCCUUCCAAGUCUCUGUGUCAAUGUCCUGAAAAUUAAACUAUUUAUUUUAUAAAA
Amyelois transitella is the source of this 4350-nucleotide messenger RNA. It is a transcript of the gene Syx6, whose product is annotated as syntaxin-6. The record is from RefSeq and is a predicted model, not a curated record. Gene Ontology annotation, molecular function: SNARE binding; SNAP receptor activity. The transcript has 6 exons. The coding region runs from base 1 to 783 and encodes 260 amino acids. Gene Ontology annotation, cellular component: endomembrane system; synaptic vesicle membrane; SNARE complex. NCBI's taxonomy places the organism in Eukaryota, Metazoa, Arthropoda, Insecta, Lepidoptera, Pyralidae. Gene Ontology annotation, biological process: Golgi vesicle transport; intracellular protein transport; vesicle fusion.